UUAUGGGUGAGGGCUUCGGACAGACAGCCAAGCAGAAAAUAGAAAAAGGCCCGUUGGCAGAGGUGGCAAUAGGACGUGGAAAGGAGAAGAAAAACACUUUAAAUAUAGCUUUGUCGGCAUUUGGAAAGAAGAAUCUCAUAUCUAGCUAUUGAUAUCCUCGUCGGUCAAAUAUAUGUUCGUUACAUAGUGGGAUUUCAACGAAGAUAGUUUUCGUCAAAUAGACAGAAGACACUGAGAAACUACCUACUGUCUAAAAUAAGAUAAAACUUUUUCUCCAGAUAGGAUGGCAGUGUUUGUUUGCUGACUGCUACAGCGCUUGUCAUUGCCGUCGUUCAUACCUUUGCUGAGGGGGAGGAGCAGAAAGAAAAGUCCUGCGUUCCCUCAUUCCAAGCAAGUAACCUUUCAACUUAUCACAGUCUAGAAGCAACUACAACCAAAACUAGAGAACACUGACAGAGAGGACGGAGAAACAGGCAAGGAGGAAAGGGCAGGAGUUCUUAUAGAGGUUGUGUCUCUGGAAUGCCUGGCACAGGAUGCAGCCGCUGAGCAGUUCACUCCUUUCAGGAGCCAAGGGGAGGUGUGAUUGGCCACUGGCCUUGUCUGUGUGGAGCUUUAGGAGGGAUUUUACCUAUUCAUUAGCACUUUCUGCAAGACCCCUCCCACCUCACUGACGCUCUGCCCUUGGUAAGGCCCCUGUUCGCUGCCUAUGUGUCUGGGAAUGCUGUUGUUUCACCAGAGGGGCAGUGUUGAAGAUGGCCAAUCUCAGGGGCUAGGGUCAGGGAUCAAGGGUCAACACAAUUCAAAAGCUGCCAGGCUGGAUGUGAAAGGGCCUGUGGUCAAGCUCCAGGCACCAACAGGCAUAAGCUGUGUCCAUUGUGGAAAUCAGUAUGUGCUAACUCCACAACUGACCCCUGGAAUAUAGAGCCUUCCAUCUAUGAGACGGGAAGCAUAUUUUCACUUUCAAAACCUUGUUGCACUUUUUUGGACAUUCUAGAACUCUCUAGAGUUUGUGUUUGUAUUACUUAACACUGCACAACUUCCCUUGAAACAAUCACCCAGGGCAAGCAAAGGCACUAUGCGUCACAUCCACGUAGAACUGGCUCGUAAAGAGCCAGCCAUUGAGCUUCCAGCCCAGGAUGGGGAUUUACUGAUGCCUAGCACUCAGAGCGAGAGCCCUGAACCAGCGCUACGGCGAGGAGUUCCCAGGCCUUUUGGAGAAGAAGAGAUCAGGCUGCAGAAAGUCUACCAACUAUCCAUCCUAUCCCAGAGAGGUGGAUUUGGGGAAAGUCAAGAUGCACCACGGGCAAUCAGAGUAGGUGUGAAGCGUGGCCUGGAGGGACCGGCAGUCUCUGUUGCCCAAAAGCAUCUUUUUCAAGAGGAAGUGGAUGAUGAGUCCGAUGGGGAGGUGCUUUGUGGGUCUGGGGUUGAACCACUGUUUUCCAGCACACUCCUUGAGCACAGAGACCCAGAAAUCCCUAGGUCACCCCCCCUUUCCCCCUCACACCCUCCCAUUCCUGGUCGUCGACCGGCCCAGCAUAACCAUGACAGGCCAAUCCCGGAUGCAUUUGUCCCACUUUCCCCAAAGUCUCCCCCCAUGGUGGACCCACAGGGGCCUCACUCUGCCAGGGUGCACUGUGAGGGGAGUCCUUCCACCCUUACUCCUAGGACUGAGGCCUCCACAGCUGGGAAUGUCCAAGCUGGUUCCAUAGAAGGGCCACGGGAUGAGGACCGCAACAACUGUAACCUCUCUCUGGAGGUCAAGGGGACAUUGUACACCAUGGAGAGCAGUUGGGCACCUGUCCCAUUUUCAACACCAGCUGAAGCUCUCGAAUGGGGGACCAGUUUUGAAUCCUCUCCUCCACCAUCAGAAAAAAAGACCACCUACUCCAAUGGACUGAGCUCUCCUGAGAAAGCUCCAAUGGAAGCAAAUGGCCUGAUGGGGUCAUCCAGUUCUUGCCCAGUAAAGAAGAGACUUCUCUCAUCCAGCGAUACAGGAGAAUCCUGCUCGGAAGAUGAGGGCCCAUCCACCUCAAAACGCAGUCGACUGGCACUGUUGGCACCGGGGCUUGGAUUAGCAUCCUGUCGCAGCACUGAUGCAAAGGGCGCACCCUUCUGGAACCAUCUACUUCCAUCAGCAAGAGAGCACACCAAGACUGCUACGGACUAUUCAAGAGCAGGGAGAAGGCGCAAACUGGGCAAUCGUCUCAAACCUCGACAGCUGCGCAGUGGACGCAGAACAGAUAACAUUCGCUCCUGUAGCUCGGUCUCCUCUUUAUCCUCCAUAAGCAGACCACUCCUAGGCAACUUUGAGGAAUCGAUUCUGAAGGGUCGUUUCUCUCCAUCUGGGAGGAUAGAGGGCUUCACUGCAGAGAUCGGGGCAAGCGGCUCCUAUUGCCCACAACAUGCCACCUUACCUGUGCAAGUCACUUACUAUGACACCUCGGAACACAGCGCCCCUUCCCCCUUCCUGGGAGUAAUCUUGCUUGAGCCACUUGGGAAAAAAGGAUACAGCGUACCCAAAGCAGGGACCAUUCAAGUGACCUUAUUCAACCCCAAUAAGACUGUGGUUAAGAUGUUUUUGGUGACAUAUAAUUUUGGGGACAUGCCUGUUAAUCACAUGACCUUCUUGCGCCAUCGUAUCUUCUUGGUGCCUGUGGAGGAGACAGAGGGGUCAGAGGAAGGGCAGCAGGGCUCCUUUUCUGACAGGAAGAAGAUUCUCUGCUACUUGAUACACCUCAGAUUCCAGAGUUCCAAAUCUGGAAAAAUUUACUUGCACAAUGAUAUCCGGCUGCUAUUCUCCCGCAAGUCCAUCGAGGUGGACGCCGGGAUUCCUUACGAGCUGAAAUCUUUCACCGAGGUGCCAAGAAACCCUAAAUACUCCCCCAGAGUGUGAGAUUGUGAUGCCCUGCUGCUGUGGGGUAGAAAGACUUCAUUAAUAAAGACUGCAAAACAAGAAAACCCCAUACACCUGAAAAAUCGAUCUCACACACAUGAACACAACACAAACACACAUACACACAUGCAGAUACAUGCAUACACAAGCAGAUGCAUGUACAUACACACCAAGAUCACACACUAUCAUGGGCAGACUCUAGAACGGAGUGUGUAACAUGCAUGCAUUGUGACUAAAUUGAGUUUUCCUCUAGUGCCGUUAAAAAGUUCAGCUUUGCCCUUCACUCUGCCUACACCCACAUUCCACCCACUGUGGACCAAUUUUAUCCAUGCCCACCAAUCUGAUCCAUGCUAAAAUGUUGGUGCCCAGUCAUGUCAUCCAUAGAUAUGGACUUCCUCAAUUAAGAGGACUGAUUGGAUGCACAGAGAGGUGUUCUUGAGAACAACAGGAAUGCAGGAAAGCAUAGAGUAUAGAGGACUUUGGCCAAAACGAGAAAUGGAUUUUGAGUUCCGGAUUGAGUUUCAAUAAUGGACGCCAUCAGUGACUUGCCCACUGGAAGGUAUAAGAAAGUUCCAGAAAGAGACCAGCCAAACAGAGGACCGAAAGUGCAUCCAUUCAGUAGCUGCAUUGUGUUAACCACAGCAUGGGUUGUAAAGUGGAGAAUAGUCCUCAUUUUCUCUUCAGAAGGGUAGCUUGAAGGCCACUGCUGUUUCAACUCCUUUUCUGUUUUGAACCGUUCAAAACCAGAGAGCAGAAAACAAACCGUAGUAUUUAUGUUCGCAUUUGUAUAAAAAAAAAAACAAA
Messenger RNA from Xyrauchen texanus (razorback sucker), 3697 nucleotides. RefSeq names its product protein FAM214B-like. NCBI's taxonomy places the organism in Eukaryota, Metazoa, Chordata, Actinopteri, Cypriniformes, Catostomidae. Bases 1076 to 2893 code for a protein of 605 amino acids. The transcript has 11 exons. The record is from RefSeq and is a predicted model, not a curated record.